Molecule: messenger RNA, 1899 nt
Organism: Lutra lutra (Eurasian river otter)
Lineage: Eukaryota; Metazoa; Chordata; Mammalia; Carnivora; Mustelidae
Gene: TMEM140
Product: transmembrane protein 140
Exons: 1
Coding region: 1-555 (184 amino acids)
Source: RefSeq, a predicted model, not a curated record
AUGACCGUCCCUGGGCCAAGGCGGAGUGAGCAGCUGCUGUUCCUGGGCCUCAUGGCCGUCGCGGCAGCGGUCAUCUCCCUGCUGUUCUACGCUCUGCUCUGGAAGACCGGCAACCUCGCAGACUUGCCCCACCUCAGAAUCGGCUUCUACAACUUCUGCCUGUGGGACGAGGGCACGGGCUCCCUGCGGUGCCACCAGUUCCCUGAGCUGGAGGCCCUGGGCGUGCCGCGGGUCGGCCUGGCCCUGGCCAGGCUGGGUGUGUACGGGGCCCUGGUCCUCGCGCUCUUUGUCCCCCUGCCUCUCUUCCUGGCCCGGUGCAACAGCAGCGAGGGAGAGUGGCAGCUGGCGGUGGGCUUCCUGGCCAUGUCUUCUCUGCUGCUGGCCAGUGGCCUGGGCCUCUUCCUCACCUACACCUGGAAGUGGCUCAGGCUCUCCCUCUUGGGGCCUGGGUUUUUAGCUCUGGGCACUGCCCUGGCCUUACUUGUCCUCUUGCUUAUGGCCACGGUCAUGUUCCCUCAGAGGGCGGAGGACAAGAGCAAGCUGGACAGCUUCUAGUUCUAUCUAAAGGCUUACAUGAUUGCAAGAGUUCAGUUUGAACCACGCUCAGAGAAAGUGCCAGAAAAUUGAGGUGUUAGUAUGUCCUCUCAGCCUGUUUCAUAGGGAAUGCUGAUCUCAAGCCCUAGCAGAUGGGCCCCACCCCAGAGAAAGGGGGGUGCCCAGUGUCCAGAAGGCCAGGAGGCAGCAAUGGUGGGACAACCUUUGUGCAGGUUUGUCCUUCCUGUGGGACUUCUGAGGUUUCCAAGGACACCCCAGACCAUGUAGCUCCUUGUCCAGAGAACUCCUGUAACGCACUGAUCUGAGCAAGCCUUUCUUACUUCGUCCUCAGGAGGACAGGGAGAGGAUUGCCCUCACGAGGCCUGAUUGCCAGGGUAAUUGGCCAUAUAUCAAACUGGAACCCAGGAAAGGUUUAUGUCAAUAAAUGGGGAACAUUAUGAGAGAGAGAGUGUGCCUCAGUGUCCCUUGGGGCCCUGGUUAGCAAGCUCUCCCUCCCGGGGUGGGUGUGACGUGCGGAGCCCCUCUCCUGAUACCACUCCUGAAGGCCCAGGAGGGACCCCUCAAGGGAUUCACCACAGACAGAACCCGUGGGCACAAACAGAAGCCUCAGAGGCUUUGAGGGCUCUCCUGGAAAGGCUCUGGGACCUAAGGCCAGAUGCCGCAGGGGCGGCAGCGGGCAAAUCAUUCCUCGCACGUGCCCUGGGAGUCGGGAACAGAAUGUGCCACAUCCCAGGGCAAGAGAGGAAGGCGCACGGAGCCGCCCGACGUACAGAGGCUGCACCUCCCUCUUCACUCCUCCACCGGGAACUGCAAAGGAUAAAAGCACAACCUUCGCCUUGGGGGACUGUAUUUCUCCGCAUCUGCAUAUCAGAAAACCCGGACAGCGAACGACAGCCCCAUUCCAUGCCUGUCCGGAGCCACCCUGAACAGAGACAGAAAUGCGGACUCUGCCGGGAUCUGGUCCGCUGUCUCCCCGGACUCCUGGGCCACUCUUGCUUCACAACUGCCCUGGGGCCGAGGCUGAGCCGCCGAGUAGAAGGAAGGCGGCCGCACGGGGGGUGCAGAGGCCUUCCAGUCCAGAGCCAGGCAGAGGAGGGCACUGCGGGCGGGUCACCUGCCUCCCGGGCUGCACAGGUGAGGGGAACUCGGUUUAGAAGCUUCCUCUGCAGGGAGAGAUCACGUUGACGAAACGGUCAGGUUUCUUGUGAACUUAGCAGCCGUACUCUUUCUUCUUUCAAAGUUAUUAAGUUGACUCUUUGGUUCCAAUAAGUGUGACCCCCAUGUCCACCUUUCCCUGAACCAGGGAAGUGAAUAAAGCCAGACCCUCUGAGCAGAGGAGGGUCA